Molecule: messenger RNA, 2445 nt
Organism: Meyerozyma guilliermondii ATCC 6260
Lineage: Eukaryota; Fungi; Ascomycota; Pichiomycetes; Serinales; Debaryomycetaceae
Gene: ADE5,7
Product: bifunctional aminoimidazole ribotide synthase/glycinamide ribotide synthase
Exons: 1
Coding region: 1-2445 (814 amino acids)
Biological process (GO): adenine biosynthetic process; 'de novo' IMP biosynthetic process
Cellular component (GO): cytosol
Molecular function (GO): phosphoribosylamine-glycine ligase activity; ATP binding; phosphoribosylformylglycinamidine cyclo-ligase activity
Source: RefSeq, a predicted model, not a curated record
AUGGUGCGCGGGUGUCCGAGUCAAAUAAUUAAUCUCAUCGCACAGAUUAACCUAGUUACCAAACCUAUGUCUGCACUCAGAAUCCUUGUUGUGGGAAACGGCGGCAGAGAACACGCCAUUGUGUGGCGCUUGGCCCAGUCGCCUACCGUAGAACAUAUUUAUGUGGCUCCAGGAAACGGAGGAACCGCUUGUUCACCAAAAGUCACCAACGUGGGCGAGUUACUGGGAUCUCCAAAACACUUUGAAGCAUUGAAAAAGUUUGCCUUGGACAAGAAAAUUAACUUGGUGGUGCCGGGACCAGAACAACCUCUCGUAGACGGAAUCUCAACUGUUUUCGCCGAGAUCGGUGUGCCAGUUUUCGGACCCUCUGCCAAGGCUGCGGUGAUGGAAGGUUCCAAGGCAUUUUCCAAGACAUUCAUGGAAAAGCAUAAUAUUCCCACUGCUAGAUUCGCCAAUUUCACGAACUACGAGGACGCAAAGAAGCAUAUCGAGUCGGUGGACUACAAGAUUGUGUUGAAAGCUGAUGGUAUUGCUGCUGGUAAAGGUGUUCUCAUUCCAGAAACCAAGCAGGAAGCUUUGGCCGGACUCGACGAAAUCAUGAUCCAAAAAAACUUUGGUGACGCCGGUAACGAGAUUGUUAUCGAAGAGUUCCUCGAAGGUGACGAAUUGUCGAUUUUGACCAUAAGUGAUGGCUACUCAUUUUUCAACUUUCCUGCAGCCCAGGACCACAAAAGAAUUGGUGAUGGCGACAAAGGUCUUAAUACCGGUGGAAUGGGAGCUUAUGCGCCAGCUCCUAUUGCUACUCCAUCCAUUCUCAAGAAAAUUGACGAGCAAAUCAUCAAGCCUUCUAUCGAUGGAAUGAGAAAGGACGGAUUCCCAAUGUGUGGAAUUUUGUUCACCGGAAUCAUGCUUACUCCCCAAAAGGAACCCAAGGUUUUGGAGUACAACGUCAGAUUCGGCGACCCAGAAACCCAAACUGUUCUUCCUUUGCUUUCAGACGACACCGAUUUGGCUCAAGUAAUGUUGGCAGCCGCCGAACACCGGUUGGACUCGGUGGAAUUGAAAGUGAAAGAGGGUCAAUUUUCUACUACAGUGGUUAUGUCUGCCGGUGGAUACCCAGAGGCUUACAAAAAAGGCGAUACCAUUACUGUAAAGACACCAAUUCCCGAAAACUCAUACAUUUUCCACGCUGGAACCGCUGAAAAAGAUGGUAAAGUCGUUACGGCCGGUGGAAGAGUUAUCGCUGCAACUGCAACCGCUUCUACCUUGAGAUCUUCGGUCGACAAAGCAUAUGAAGCCGUGAAGCAUGUAACCUUCGAAGGCAAGUAUAAUCGUCAAGAUAUUGCUCAUCGUGCCUUCCGUGACGCUGAGGGUUCCACCAAGAAGGGAGUUACCUACGCCGAGGCCGGUGUUAGUGUUGAUAACGGAAACCAGUUGAUUGAGGUUAUCAAGGCCAAGGUUAAGUCCACCGCUAGACCAGGAGCCGAUAGCGACCUUGGAGGAUUUGGAGGACUUUUCGACUUGAAGAAAUCUGGGUAUCCAUUGGAGGACACUCUUUUGGUGGCAGCUACCGAUGGUGUGGGUACGAAGUUGAGAGUGGCACAGAUUAUGGAUAUUCAUGAUACUGUGGGAAUCGAUUUGGUUGCGAUGAACGUUAAUGAUUUGGUGGUUCAAGGAGCAGAGCCUCUUCUUUUCUUGGAUUACUUUGCUACCGCAAAAUUGGACAUUGGUGUUGCCGCCAAGUUUGUUGGUGGUGUUGCCGAUGGCUGUAUUCAAGCCGGAUGUGCUUUGGUUGGUGGAGAAACCUCGGAAAUGCCCGGUAUGUAUGCUCCUGGUCAUUAUGAUACCAAUGGUACUGCUGUAGGAGCUGUUGCCAGAGACAGAAUCUUACCACAAACAGACAAAAUGGGACCUGGAAAUGUCAUUAUUGGAUUACGAAGCGAUGGUGUUCACUCCAACGGAUUUUCGUUGGUUCGUCACAUUAUAGAAAUCUCAGACUACGACUACAAGUCUGUGGCUCCUUGGAGCAAGAGUGGUAAGACAAUUGGAGAGGAGGUGCUUGUGCCCACCAGAAUCUAUGUCAAGCAACUUCUUCCUAGCAUCAGAGAUGGAGACCUUUUGGGAUUGGCUCACAUUACUGGUGGAGGGCUUGUGGAGAAUAUUCCUCGAGCCUUGCCCAAGCAUUUGCAAGCUGAGAUUGACAUGAGCAAAUGGGAGGUGCCAGAGAUCUUCAAGUGGUUUGGAAAACAAGGAAAUGUUCCUCAUGAAGAUCUUUUGAAAACUUUCAAUUUGGGUAUUGGAAUGAUUUUGAUUGUGGAGGAAGAGAAGGUGGAAAAAGUGAUGGCCAGCUUAAAAUCACACAACGAAGAUCCUGUGGUGAUAGGAAAGCUUGUGGAGAGAAAAGAGGGACCUGGAUGCGUGGUGAACGUUUCCGGUUUGUACUAG